GCUACACGAGAUGGAUUCUGAUUCAGGAGAGAAUGCGAAACGUAUUUGCGGUGAUGGCUUUCGUUCAUCAUAUUCUGAAAACAAGUUUCGCGUUGUCAACGGUCUCGUCCAGCCUCUCUUGACCGACUUGUAUCAAAUAACGAUGGCCUACGCGUACUGGAAAAACUGGAAGCACUACGACCGAGCUGUCUUCGAUAUGUUCUUCAGGCGUAACCCGUUUCACGGAGAGUUUACGAUUUUUGCAGGCUUGGAGGAAUGUUUGAGAUUCAUAAGUGACUUUCGGUUUACUGACUCGGAUGUUUCUUACCUGAAGGAGCUGCUGCCUGAUACCACAGAGCCAGAAUUCUUUGGUUACAUCCGGUCUCUAACUGCAAAGGAUGUGACUGUGUCUGCUAUUGCUGAAGGAUCGCUUGUGUUUCCAAGAGUUCCUCUGCUAAGAGUAGAGGGUCCUCUUCCUGUUGUACAGCUGAUGGAAACAACUUUGUUGAAUUUGGUCAACUAUGCAAGCCUGGUUGCCACGAAUGCUGCACGGCAUCGUCUUGCUGCUGGUUCAGACAAGGAACUGAUCGAGUUUGGUUUGCGUCGAUCGCAAGGACCUGAUGGUGGUGUAUCAGCAUCUAGAUAUUCUUUUAUUGGAGGUUUUGAUGCAACUAGUAACGUCUUGGCUGGUAAACUAUUUGGAAUUCCAGUUCGAGGGACACAUGCACACGCGUUUGUGAGCUCAUUUUCAAGUCUAUCUGAAGUCAAAACGAGAACAAUACAACCAUUACCAGCAACCGGCCAAUCAUCUCAUGCUGUCAAGUUUUUGCCAUUGGUUGAAGGGUAUAUUGAUGUGAUAGCCAGUCUUUUAAAUACGCCGAAAACUGAAAUGAACGAGGGAGAACUUGCUGCAUUUGUUGCAUAUGCGAUUACGUUUCCACACAGUUUCUUGGCACUUGUUGACACAUACGACGUUAUAUGCUCUGGUAUGCCUAAUUUUUGCGUUGUUGCUUGUGCACUCAACCAACUUGGCUAUCGAGCUGUCGGUGUGAGAAUAGACUCGGGAGACUUGGCUUACCUAUCUAAAAGGGUAUACCAUGCUUGUAAUGCUGUAGCUGAAAAGUUUAACAUGCCCUGGUUUAAUGAUCUUAAAAUCGUGGCAAGCAAUCAGAUAAACGAGGAAACACUUUUGUCUCUAAACUCGCAGGGUCAUCAGAUUACAUCAUUUGGAAUCGGAACAAACCUGGUCACUUGUCAAACACAGCCUGCACUCGGAUGUGUUUUCAAGUUGGUUGAACUUGAUGAUCUACCACGAAUAAAACUGAGUCAGGACACCAACAAAAUCACAAUGCCUGGUUACAAGGAAGCUUAUCGGCUGUACAGUCGAGAUGGUAGCCCUCUAGUCGAUCUACUGCAGAGAAAGGGUGACGAUCCUCCAUUGGCAGGAGGAAAAGUGUUAUGCAGACAUCCUUUUGAAGCAACUAAACGAGCCUAUGUGCAGCCAGCUCAUGUAGAGAGUUUAUAUAAAGUAUACUGGAAAGACAAUAAGAUAUGUCAAGAUCUGCCGAGCACAAAAGAGAUACGUUCUCAUACCAAAAGAUCUCUAGAAUUACUUAGAGAUGAUCACAAGCGUGCAUUAAAUCCCACACCAUAUAAGGUGUCUGUUAGUGAAAGCUUGUACACAUAUGUUCAUGACAUGUGGCUGAAACAUGCUCCUAUAGGCCAACUGUCUUGAAGAUGAAGGUGACCUUAUAGCAGUGCUAUAUGCCAACUAUAAUGAUGACAGUUUUUCAUUAUGACUUCUUUGUAUAUGUACAACAUGCAUGAACUGUUAGUGCAUGAUUGAGGUGCUUGUUUUGAUCAGGUAAAUAUGUCGUGUCUGGUUGAUGUGAGAUGGCCAAAUACACGUAAAGUUUGGAUGGUAUUGCUUGAUAAUUAAUUGACAAUAAAUGUGAAAAGUAAAUUGAAUUUUAAUGUUUUUUGA
Molecule: messenger RNA, 1963 nt
Organism: Corticium candelabrum
Lineage: Eukaryota; Metazoa; Porifera; Homoscleromorpha; Homosclerophorida; Plakinidae
Product: nicotinate phosphoribosyltransferase-like
Exons: 13
Coding region: 11-1714 (567 amino acids)
Biological process (GO): NAD+ biosynthetic process via the salvage pathway
Cellular component (GO): cytosol
Molecular function (GO): nicotinate phosphoribosyltransferase activity
Source: RefSeq, a predicted model, not a curated record